Molecule: messenger RNA, 2544 nt
Organism: Podarcis muralis (Common wall lizard)
Lineage: Eukaryota; Metazoa; Chordata; Lepidosauria; Squamata; Lacertidae
Source: RefSeq, a predicted model, not a curated record
AUGGCACCAGCCAUGGAGAUGGCGAACCGCACUGAGCCCACAACAUCCCUGAGGGAAAUGGAACAGAGAUUAGAAGAAAUACUGAAGAACACAGUGACUCCCCUGCAGACAAUAACCAGCAACCUGACCUCCAAAGUGGAAACCCUCAUUAGCUCCAUCUCCAUUCUAGAAAAUAAGAACCGAACGCAAGAAAGACUAAUAGAGCAGUUCCAAGAGGAAAACACAUGUGCGAAAAAUGAGCUGGCUGAACUGCCCCGCCGGCGGAGGGAGGAGCCUCCGCAAUCAUCAUCAUCGCCGCCGCCGCCGCCCCGGGAGCCCUUGCAGGCCGGGCCUUGCGGCCACCACCCCACCGUCACCCUGGCGCUGCGCUGUUUGGACGGUGUAUUCCUUUCCCCCACGGAGAAUGACUUUGUCAACAAGAUCGUGGAGGAAUUGGACCACUUCCUGCUUCACAACCAGCUGGAGAAAGUCCUCUUGUUUCCUCCGUUGUCCAGUCGCCUGCGGUACUUGAUCCACAGGACUGUGGAUGAUGUCGACCAGCUGAGCAGCUUUUCGGUUGGAGAAGGCUGGAGGAGGAGGACGGUGGUCUGUCACUCAGCGAUCAGGUUGCCAGAUGAACCAGAUGAUCAAAAUGGCUCCUGUAGCAGUGCCCCCAGCUCAGGCCACCCUCCCCAGUCGAGAAGCAGAGGAGGCCGACCCAGAGGAGGCCCACAUCACAUGGACACGCUGGCAGAUGGCUCUCAAGGCCGGAAGGGAGGUGGCCGGGGCAGGAGGCAGCCCCGGAGGAAGCCGGACAGAGCUCUGUAUGUUCCCAGAGCCAUGCGCAAGAAGCCUGAGGGCUUGAGGCAGGAAGGUGCGGAGGCCUUUGCGAGUGAGGUGGCCAGCUUUGGGGUCAGUGAGGAUGAUCACCAGAUGUCCACUCAUGGCACCAAAAGGAUUCCAGCUGCCAACAGCUUACCUGCCAGCAGUGAUCCCUGCGUGCAUCACCCAGAGGCUGAAAGCCCUAGAGAGAUGUGUACAGAUAAUUUGGAGCUCAGUGGUAGAAGUGGCGAAGGGGCUAUGGAGCACUCAAGCUGCCUUCUGUCGGAAUGUGUGUCUAAUCCAUCAAAGCCGGAUGGCCAAAGCAACGUCAGCCAGGUAGUCUCGGUGCUGGAGAGCAGCCCAAGCCUGACUGGACUGGAAAGCCCUAGUAAAGAUAGCAGAGAUGAUUUGGUCCUAGAGUGCUGUGAAACCUCAGGCCUUCCAGAAGAGCAAAAGAAAGAGCCUUCUGGUGGGGUGCUGUCCAAAGAAAGUGGACGUCAUCCUUUGCCAGAAGGCCAGAAUGAGAGACCUCUAGAUGCCGUUGCUCUAGAGUUGAGCGUAAGCUUAUCAGUUGCAGAAAACCAGGAUUCCCCUGUACUGGAAAGUGGUGUUUUCCCACCUGUUCUGGAAGACCAUGUGAGAGACAUUGCAGAUGCCAUUUUGUCGGAGCCUCAUAAUGAUCUCUCCCUUGCAGAAGAUAAGGGUGAUGAUUGUGCUUGUGCCACUGAGGUAGAAUGUAGCGAGAUGCUGCCCUUGCCAGAAGAUGGCGCUGUGGAUGACCUUGCAUUCCAACGAAGCCCAGAGGCAUCAGCACUGGAAACCCAGGACAAGGACUGCACUGAGGCACUGGAGUGUAGCCAGACAGAGUCCUCCGGGGACGCUCAGGGUCAAAGUAGUCCUUGUGAUUCUGGGCCAGAUGGGGCACCCACUCCUGUAACAGAAAGUGGCAAAGAUCGACCCGUGUUGGAUCCACAGGCUCUCCCCUUUUUGAGUACAUCUCUAUCUGAUCCUGAUAAAGCCAACCUCGUAUUUGAAAGCCAGGAGAAAGCAGUGGUAGAACUGGAAGGUAACCAGUGGCCUGGGCUAGAAUUCUCUUCUGGAGAUAGAAGUGUGGGGCACUCUGCAGUGGAAGAAAAGGACAGCAUCUUUGAGGAUGAUUGUGGCACUGAACUCUUACAAGAGAUCACAAAUUACUUAACCAUAAAGGACAUAAGCAUUGAGAAAAUCCAAUUUGAUUACUCCAGCUAUGGGGAAGCACAGAUCAAUGAAGGAGAUUUUGGCCAUGUGCUAGAGAUAUAUGAUUUUUCGCCCUUGCUAAAAACCGAGCAUCUUCUGGAGGCCUUUGCAGAGUUCCAAGAGAGUGGAUUUAAGCUACAGUGGGUCGAUGAUACUCAUGCUCUUGGGAUCUUCUCCAGUUUGGCAGCAGCUUCUCAAGCCUUGGAACAGAGCUAUACCUCCCUAAAGAUCCGACACCUAAUCCACGGAACAAGGCAGUCAAAAAUCAAGGCUCUUCAGCGGCCAAAGCUCCUUCAGCUGGCCAAAGAGAGACCUCAGACGGACGUGGCAGUGGCUCGGAGGCUGGUGACCAGGGCCCUGGGAUUACAGCGCAAACCUCCACGGAGCUCCGGCUGGCAAGUGCUGGAUCCAGCAGAAAGCACAAGCUUGCCAGAGUAAAAAGCAGGUUGCCCUGUGUGGCUUGAGGUGAUGGUCUGGGGGUGGUAUUAAAACUGUACUCCUCACUUA